Zasmidium cellare ATCC 36951 is the source of this 1068-nucleotide messenger RNA. RefSeq lists its product as uncharacterized. The transcript has a single exon. The record is from RefSeq and is a predicted model, not a curated record. The coding region runs from base 1 to 1068 and encodes 355 amino acids. Lineage: Eukaryota; Fungi; Ascomycota; Dothideomycetes; Mycosphaerellales; Mycosphaerellaceae.
AUGGCUCUGGAUGACCUGCCUCUGGAAAUCAGAGAACGAAUAUGUUCAUACGUGGAUGUCACCUACCAACCCAGUGUCUACAGCUUUGCCUUGACCAGCAAACAAUGUCUUGAAGCCGCGACUGCAAGCCUGUUCAAAACCAUCAGGAUCUCCGUUUCAGAAGCCGACCACCUCGGUGGUCUUAUAGAGCGAUGCUAUCAAUUACUUAAACAACGCCACGCCUUCAAGCAUGUGCGGCGCCUCGAGAUUGUUGUCAUGGACAACGUGAAGCCAGGGAUACGCAGCCUCGCUGUCGAAGGCGAUACGAAGAUUGAAUCGACUGUCCAAGGAUGGGGCUUCAAGCCGGAGAGAUAUUCAACGGCCAGGGCUCUCGAAGUCAUUGCUACAUUGGCGAGUCUCACCAGCCUGGUUGCGCAGCUGUCGGGCCUCACAUCAUUUCGGCAUGUCUGUCCAGCGCCCCUCCCGCAUUCGAUAAUAGAGCAACUGCAUAGGCGACAACACUGUGAACUGGAGGUCGAUACCGUCUUUCCCCCAUAUACCGGCUGUUGCAGCAGCAUAUCCGCCGACAGCAGUAGAGACCAGAUCAUCGCCGACAAUGCUUCGAUGAUGUCCUCUCCCUACAUCCGACGAGUUGCGCUCCUUCUGGCUCACCAAUGUGCUCCUUCUGUGGUACACUCAAGCUCCUUACGUCGAACCUUGUCUCUGUUGGCACCAGGAACUGAGUCUAUUUCGCUGGUGUGUCCACCCGAAAUCUCAUCUCUUGGAGAUCCAUCCCCGCCUUCUAUGUCAGAAGUCUCUUCCAAGAGAAAGGUGCGAGAUCUUGGGCUGAUCUAUAGUUUCUAUGGGAAGUAUGAUCUGCCAACUUUGGAUCAAGUCCUAGACUUCGGCUGCAUUGAGAAACUGCACAUAGACAUGAGGAGCUUGGAGCGUCACCAGGCCUGGCUUACUUCUGCAAGACCGUUUGCCGCAUUGAAGAGCCUUUGCGUUCAUUCUGGGCGCCCGGCGGACGAUACUGUGGCCACAUUCCUCGAAUGCCUACCUCCUCUGCGCUGCGCAUUCUUACCCUGA